AUGUAUGGAGUCGCUGUCGACGCCCAUACCGAAUUCUUCUCGUCAAUUGCAUAUCCUGCAGUUGCAGACCUAGGUCUAUGUGUGAACAAGCUUGGAAAAUCUAGUGUGACAUAUGAAGCUGCUAUCUUCGAGCGGGGUGUGGAUGAAGUUAAAGCUGUGGCACAAUGUGUCCAUGAUUUUGUCGAACGCUAA
Penicillium subrubescens is the source of this 192-nucleotide messenger RNA. RefSeq lists its product as uncharacterized. Bases 1 to 192 code for a protein of 63 amino acids. The transcript has a single exon. The record is from RefSeq and is a predicted model, not a curated record. NCBI's taxonomy places the organism in Eukaryota, Fungi, Ascomycota, Eurotiomycetes, Eurotiales, Aspergillaceae.